Molecule: messenger RNA, 1684 nt
Organism: Nymphaea colorata (pocket water lily)
Lineage: Eukaryota; Viridiplantae; Streptophyta; Magnoliopsida; Nymphaeales; Nymphaeaceae
Product: probable WRKY transcription factor 14
Exons: 3
Coding region: 151-1488 (445 amino acids)
Biological process (GO): regulation of DNA-templated transcription
Cellular component (GO): nucleus
Molecular function (GO): DNA-binding transcription factor activity; transcription cis-regulatory region binding
Source: RefSeq, a predicted model, not a curated record
CCAUUAACAAAGCAACCACACCUCAGUUCCUCAUAUUAAAUUGCUUGGUUUUCAGUCUCCUCUGGUGCAAUUCUGCAUCCCAAGACUAUAAAAUAAGAAACCCAGGUCUUAUCUUUUUUCUUCUUCUUCCUCCGUCUUUUAUAUCAAAAGAUGUGUAGCUUGUUUUGGCAGAUGGAGAAUGAUCAAGGCGACCUCUCCGAUAUACUAAGAGCUAACAGUGGUGGUGGUGGCGGUGGCGGUGGCGCUCGGAGCGGCGGCGGAGGCGGUGGUGACGGCGGCGUUGGUGGUGGCCUUCUUGGUACUGGCGGUAUCAAUACCCCAACUACAUCAGGUUAUGGCUGGACUUUUCCGACCGACCCCGCUGUGAAUUUUCCAACGAGACCCGGCGAUCAGAUCGAUGAUUUUAGCAGUGUCGGCUGUGGCGCUGCUCAUGGUCAAUUGUUGCAGGAGUCGGAAAUGAUGAAUUCGAUGUUUUAUUCCGGUGAUAACCCUCUGCUGGUUCGGAAGGAUAAUGACAGUUACUCUGAUAAUCCUUUUGGUGAUAGCUUGAUGGGUCAGGAGAUGAAGCCUUGCCAGCUGCUAACAAGGAUGAUUCAAAUUGGUCCAAGGCCUAAAAUUCCGGCUCCUGCCCACAACGCUUCCGCACCUUCUUCUCUUUCUUCUCCAGGCAGCAAGCCUCUGAGUGAGGCUCUGAAGGUGAAUUCAAUAGGAGGGUCUACUGAAAAUGCUUCACUGCAUAUGAAUUCCCCACGAAAUCCUGGUAUUAAGAGAAGAAAGAGUCAGAUGAAAAAGGUGGUAUGCAUACCGGCACCUGCAGCAGCCAGCAACAGACCAAGUGGAGAAGUUGUCCCUUCAGAUCUAUGGGCAUGGAGAAAAUAUGGACAGAAACCCAUCAAAGGAUCUCCAUAUCCGAGAGGGUAUUAUAGAUGCAGUAGCUCCAAGGGUUGCUCAGCAAGAAAGCAGGUGGAGAGGAGCAGGAAUGAUCCCAACAUGUUAGUCAUCACCUACACCUCGGAGCACAACCAUCCAUGGCCUACUCAGAGAAAUGCCCUUGCUGGUUCAACACGAUCACAGACAAUGAAGGCAGCCUCAGCAUCAAAGGCCUUCACGCCUCCUCCAUCACGCACCCCAAACGCAGAAGACGCAGUGAAGGAGGAGUCGAUCCGAGAUAACGUUAACGAUACAGAAAAUGAAGGCUGUGUGAAAGAUGAGAUGGGUGAUGUUGACAAGUCCAUGGAGAUAGACGAUGGGGAGCUGAGUCAGGACUUCCAUGAGAGCUACAGGCCAACUCCACCGGAUUUAAGUCAGUCUGAUGAUUUCUUCUCUGAGCUGGGAGAGUUGGAGCCUGACCCUUUGAGCCUCAUCUUUCCUCAUGGCCUCGGCGACCAGAAACCAAAUCAUGAAGACUCUGAAGACAAAGAUUUAGAUCCCUUCAGCCUGUUCGAAUGGUCUGAGAGUUCAUUUUCAGGAGCCAGGAGGGGUUUAUAGGAAGACCUUAUUCACCAUCGUCACAUUUUUAAAGAGUUUUAUGGUGCAAACAUGAAGGUCUGGCGACAAACCCUCCCUUUAAUUAUUCGAAGUUGGGUUUUUUUUUUUCUAUCCUUUUCAUGUUUUCAUUUACAUUUACAAUUUCAAGUAAAAAGGAAAGAACAGGAAAAGAAAAGGGAGUUAUGGGAUUGGUUGA